AUGACCACAGACAAAACCACCGCUGUCGCUGGGGUCAAGGAGGAUCCUGUUCCUCUGGACCCAACCCCUCCUGAAGUGAUCACUGAGGACCAGGACCAACAGGAUGGUGUUCGAGUCGCGGAAGCAGUCACUGCCUCUUGGUCGAGGAAGUCACUGAUUAUAACAUAUGCCUCUAUGUGGAUGCUAUACUUUGUCAAUGGGCUGAACAGCAGCCUAACCGCCAAUCUAUCGGCGUAUAUUACAAGUGAUUUCUCGGAACACUCGCUGCUCACGGUGAUCAGUGUGGUGACCAGCGUCAUGGGUGCAGCAUGUGUGAUGCCAAUUGCCAAAGUGCUCAAUCUGUGGGAUCGGACUCUAGGAAUCUGCAUCAUGGUCUUGAUUGCCAUCAUGGGUCUGAUCAUGAUGGCAGCAUGUAACAACAUCGCAACUUAUUGUGCUGCACAGGCAUUCUACACGGUCGGCUUCACUGGUACGAUCUUUUCUAUUGACGUGAUUACCUCGGACACGUCCUCCCUCCGCAACCGUGGCAUCGCAUAUGCCUUCACCUCCUCGCCCUAUAUCAUCACUGCCUUUGCCGGAUCACCCUUGUCCAACCAGUUCCAUCAAACUAACUGGCGAUGGGCAUAUGGAACCAUCUGCAUCAUUCUUCCGGUCGUGGCGCUUCCGUUAGUUAUCACCUGGGAAUUAGCCAAGCGAAAGGCGGAUAGGGAGGGCCGACUACAAUAUAAACCUCGGAGCACUCGGACAUGGUGGCAGAGUGUCUGGUUCUAUAUCAUUGAGUUUGAUGUCAUUGGUAUAUUAUUCAUGAUCGGCGGCUUGAUUCUAUUCCUUACUUCAUUCAACAUUGCCGGAAACACCGAGGGGGAGUGGAAAUCAGCUAAGAUCAUCGCGAUGAUGGUAGUCGGCUUCGUCGUUCUAGUUGCCUUCGUUGCAUACGAGCGAUGGGGAGCACCGAAGCCUUUCAUUCCAUUCACUUUACUGGUAGAUCGCACUGUCAUCGGUGCUUGUCUGCUGGAUAUUACCUACCAGAUCUCAUACUACUGCUGGGCAAGCUACUUCACUUCAUUCCUCCAGGUGGUCUUCAGCACGAGUCUUACCCAAGCUGGUUACAUUGCGGCCAUUUUCGAUCUGAUGGACCCCAUUUGGCUGCUCGGAUGUGGUUACCUGAUCCGAGUCACCGGCCGCUUCAAGUGGCUGCUGAUGUUUGCCGUCCCGCUCUACCUGCUGGCGAGUGGAUUGAUGAUCUAUUUCCGCUCUCCUGGUCAUAAUGUCGGGUACAUGUGCAUGUGCCAGAUUUUCUUGGCCGUCGGCGGUGGCACAAUGAUCUUGAUCGAACAAGUUGCUGUUCUGGCAGCCGCCAAGCAUGAAGAUUACGCGGCCAUGUUGGCUCUGCUCAGUGUCUUUGGCAACGUGGGCGGCGCGGUGGGCAGUAGUGUCUCUGGCGCUAUCUGGACGAACACACUUCCCAAGAAACUGCAGGAACUACUGCCAGCGGACACAAAGGACCAGUGGGCGGAAAUUUGUGAGUCGCUGGAUGUUCAGCUCAGCUAUCCCGUGGGUUCGCCUACUCGCAUCGCCAUACAAAACGCAUAUGCCGUCAGCCAGCGCAACAUGAUGAUUGCGGGAACUGCUGUCAUGGCGCUGUCAAUUGGCUGGGUUUUGAUGAUGAGGAACAUCAAGGUCAAGGACAACAAGAAUGUUUCGCAGGUUCUGUUCUAG
Messenger RNA from Penicillium canariense, 1719 nucleotides. It is a transcript of the gene mirD, whose product is annotated as putative MFS siderophore iron transporter. Bases 1 to 1719 code for a protein of 572 amino acids. Gene Ontology annotation, molecular function: transmembrane transporter activity. The transcript has 4 exons. Gene Ontology annotation, biological process: transmembrane transport. NCBI's taxonomy places the organism in Eukaryota, Fungi, Ascomycota, Eurotiomycetes, Eurotiales, Aspergillaceae. The record is from RefSeq and is a predicted model, not a curated record.